AUGAUGAAGCUAUGGAAACGGGCUUCCGGUGCUAUCAAAGACCGGAAAACCUUGUUUUCCAUCGGCUUCUCCCGGAAAACCUCCUUCCGGAACCCUGACCUUGAUUCCGCCAUCAUCCACGCAACCUCUCACGAUGACUCAUCCGUCGAUUACCACAACGCUCACCGAGUCUACAAAUGGAUCCGCUCCUCUCCCUCUAACCUCAAGCCAUUUGUCCACGCGCUCUCCUCUCGUGUUAACCGCACAAGAAGCUGGAUCGUCGCCUUGAAAACCCUAAUGCUCGUCCACGGUGUCCUCUGCUGCAAAGUCCCUUCCCUUCAGGAGAUUCGUCGCCUCCCAUUCGACCUCUCCGAUUUCUCCGACGGCCAUUCCCGUCCCAGCAAGACUUGGGGUUUCAACGCUUUUGUCCGAGCCUAUUUCUCGUUUCUUGACCAAUACUCUUUCUUUUUGUCCGACCAAAUCCGUCGCCGCCACAAAAAGCCUCAAGCAGAUUCGGUUAACCAAGAACUCGAGAGGAUCCAGAAACUUCAGUCUCUCCUCCAUAUGCUUCUCCAAAUCCGUCCGAUGGCUGAUAACAUGAAGAAGACGCUUAUCCUUGAAGCCAUGGACUGCGUUGUGAUGGAGAUCUUCGACGUUUAUGGAAGAAUCUGCAGUGCCAUCGCCAAGCUUCUUAUCAAGAUCCAUCCAGCUGCUGGAAAAGCAGAAGCCGUGAUGGCUCUCAAGAUCGUAAAGAAGGCUACAUCUCAAGGAGAAGAUCUCGCUCUCUACUUUGAGUUCUGCAAAGAAUUUGGGGUCUCAAACGCGCAUGAGAUCCCUAAAUUCGUCAGAAUCCCGGAAGAAGACAUUCAAGCAAUCGAGAAUGUCAUCAAUGGAGUCGACGUAAAAGAGGAGACAAAGGAGAUGGAGGAGGAAGUAGAGGAAGAAAAGGGUAUCAUAUUAGUGGAGAGGCCGGAGUUGAAGACAAUCAUAACCGAUAAAUGGGAAGUUUUCGAAGACGACUAUUUUUUAACAAGUCAUGAGAUUAAAGAAGCUGAUCAGCAUAGAAAGUACGACGUGGAUCCGAGUCCGCUGCCUCUUAUAGUUAUCGACGAGCCAGUUUACUUCACUCACACGUUACCAGAUUUGAUUACCUUCUAA
Molecule: messenger RNA, 1137 nt
Organism: Microthlaspi erraticum
Lineage: Eukaryota; Viridiplantae; Streptophyta; Magnoliopsida; Brassicales; Brassicaceae
Source: the annotation of a GenBank genome assembly